Molecule: messenger RNA, 1163 nt
Organism: Cuscuta epithymum
Lineage: Eukaryota; Viridiplantae; Streptophyta; Magnoliopsida; Solanales; Convolvulaceae
Source: the annotation of a GenBank genome assembly
AGUAAGUAUUUUACCAUUCCAAAUCCCAAUAUCCCAGGCCAAUAUCUUAUUACGUACAUUAUUAUCACUCCUAUUACAACUCUUAUUACGCAGCUAUUAUAUAUAUUAUACAAAUCCCAACAUCCCAAUUACAAAACCCUCUUCCCAUUACUUCCUAAACGCAGCCCCUUCACAAGUACGUAGCUAUCAACAAAUCAAGGCCAAAAUCUUCAAAAGCACUCCCUGCCAUGGCAUCCAAGUGUGAUCUCUUAACUGCAUUAUCACCUGCAAAGGAAACCUGGACAAUUAUUGUCAAAAUAUUACGUAUGUGGUUUCUGGAUGACACUAAAAAUCCAUCAGGACUACCUCUUUCUAUGGAAUUGCUGCUUAUGGAUGAACAGGGGAAUAAAAUACAAGCAUCUAUUAGGAAGACCCUAAUCUACAGGUUUCAGAAGGAACUAAAAGAAGAAGCUGUAUAUUCAAUCAGUAAUUUUGGAUUUGCUUCAAACAGUGGAUCUUUUCGAGCAGCCCGUCAUGAAUAUAAACUAAGUUUCCAAUAUGGCACAAGGGUUCAUUCACUUGAUCAUGGAUUGAUCACUGCAUCUCCUUUUUCAUUCGUUCAACUUCAUGAGAUUGCAACUAACUACGACCAAGAUUAUUUAGCAGAUGUUAUAGCAAUGUGCAUUGAUUAUGGUGCUGAUAAACCAUAUGAAAGGAAUGGUAAACCAAGCAAACUGAAGGUCAUUGUACUCGAAUCAAAUGGGUGCAAGAUGGAGUGUACAUUAUUUGGACAAUAUGUUGAUCAAUUCAACAAAUUUGAAGCCUCUGCAGUCUGUAAAAAAUUUGUUGUUAUAGUUCAACUCGCCAAAGCAAAGACCUGGAAAGGUAUAAUCUCAUUGCAAAACGCAAUCAAUUGCACAAAAAUAAUAUUCGACCCUUCCUGUAUCGAAGCGGAUGAGUUAAAGACAAAGUUCUUUCAGUGUGCUAAUGCUUCACUCCAAAGCCCGAGUCAGUUGUACACCUCAAGAUCAAUGAGUUUGGAGGAUGAAUUUCUCAAUAAAACUCCAAGAAAAACCAUUGUGGAUCUAAAAGACACAACGGAGAAAAUAUUUUGUGUUGUGAUCGGGACGAUUACUGCUGUUAUCGAUGGGGACAGUUGGUGGUACAGUGCAUGUUCAUGUGAG